ACUUCGCAGUUUGUCCCAACGCAUGUCCGUUGUGAGUCCGUGAUAAAGAAAAUAAAUUUGUGAAAUACAAAACGGGUUAAGAUGAGGAUACGCAUUGAAGAUGUCUGCCUUGCCCUGGCCAUCGUAAAUGCAAUUACCACAGGACUGGCCCUGUUGGGGAGCAUUGUUUUGAUGUUCAUAUUUAUCGCCAGUGCUUUAAGCGAGACUAAUUAUCCAGGUGAACAAAUAUAUGAUGGCAGCAGUCAAGAAAUAUAUCAAAAGAUGUUCGUAUCAGAUGAGGUGUUCAACACGUUUUUCGGGACCUUUAUUGCCAUACUGGUGCUGGGUUCUCUCAUCUCUUUCAUAUUUGCUGUGCUUCUCUGCAACGGAAUUUCCAACCGCCAGCCAGGGCAAGUAAAGGCCUACUUUAUCUACGGCGUGAUAACGACAGCCAUGGCGGCCCACGUCACAGCCGCUGUACUGUUCGACGGUCGUGACCUGCAGACUGGCCUGCUGUCCCUACUUGGCUGUGUCCUCCAGUCGCUGUUUCUCGUACUAGUAUACAAGACUUACACGAAGUUGGGCAGAGAGGCCAUGUUCAAGAAUCACUCCCGUCUGAUAGAGAGCUAAUUUUAGGCGGUUGUUGUAACUGACAAGUCCGGCAAGCAAGCACAGAAGAUAUAACUAUACGGUUGAAUCAAUUAGUUGUUGUAGAGUUUGUGCGGAAAGAGAAGAGUCGUGGAAUGAAUGGGGCCCAAUACAUUCCACAACUCUUCUCUUUCCGAACAGACUCUAAUUACUUACAUGCUGUCGUGUCAACGACAGGAAAACUGAACGCACAAUCACACAUUGUACAGGGUGGCUAAAAAAUAACUGCAUUCCCGUUACCAGGGAGAUUUUGGGAUUAUACUAAGCAACUUUUACUAUGGGACCAACCCCGAAAUCGCGAAAAAAAGAAUUUGGGUGUUUCAUACAUUUUGACUGGUCCAUUUUCUAUGGGUGGGUAAAUUUUUUUUCGCGAUAUCGGGGUUGAUCCCAUAGUAAAAGUUGCUCAGUAUAAUCCCAAAACCUCCCUAGCAACGGGAAUGCAGUUAUUUUUAGCCACCGUGUACGGGUACUUGGAAAUCGCUGCACCGACAAGAACCCAGCUCUUGUGCAUAUUUAUGCUGAUG
This is a messenger RNA of Cydia splendana, 1151 nucleotides long. RefSeq lists its product as uncharacterized. The record is from RefSeq and is a predicted model, not a curated record. NCBI's taxonomy places the organism in Eukaryota, Metazoa, Arthropoda, Insecta, Lepidoptera, Tortricidae. Bases 82 to 609 code for a protein of 175 amino acids. The transcript is spliced from 6 exons.